Esox lucius (northern pike) is the source of this 5802-nucleotide messenger RNA. It is a transcript of the gene ngfra, whose product is annotated as nerve growth factor receptor a (TNFR superfamily, member 16). The record is from RefSeq and is a predicted model, not a curated record. The transcript has 6 exons. Lineage: Eukaryota; Metazoa; Chordata; Actinopteri; Esociformes; Esocidae. Gene Ontology annotation, molecular function: coreceptor activity; death receptor activity; nerve growth factor binding. Gene Ontology annotation, cellular component: cell surface; plasma membrane. The coding region runs from base 343 to 1401 and encodes 352 amino acids. Gene Ontology annotation, biological process: Rho protein signal transduction.
UCACAGUGUGAAUCGGGAGAGCGUGGACGUAGUUACGACGUGCCCCUCUUCAGCUGGUGAAUAACUAUCGACUCUGCAGUGCAUUGCUGUAUAGCGCUCAGUACAGUCGGUCUGCACAGGGACGAGGCAUGCACGCACCAGCGACCUGCCAAAGCGACGCAUCUUACUCUCAAAAGGUCCUGAAAGCAACACGCAGCAAAGAGCACGGAAAUUCACCGCGGACUCAUUGAUACAUAAUUGCCAGUGGAUUUACAAUGAGCAUUUCGUUCUUUUUCCCCCCACUUUGCAGUAUCCACUUAAUUUAGGCCAUUUGUUUAUGACACAAAAGGAAACCGACGCAAGAUGGGUAGCUUAUCUUUGUUGAUCUUGUUUGGAGUGGUGGGGGUAUUGGGCGCAUCGAAGACGGAGCAGGCAGUGCCCUGCAAGUCAGGUGAGUUCACCAAGAGUGGAGAGUGCUGUCAGGAGUGUCCGCCUGGAGAAGGGGUGGAGACCAAGUGUGGCGCCGCACAGACCGUCUGCUCUCAGUGCCUGGAUAGUGAGACCUACUCGGAGAGCUACAGCCACACGGAGACCUGCCGUGCCUGCACCAUGUGCACGGGCCUGAUGCGCAUGAAGACGCCCUGCACCGACUCCAACGAUGCCAUCUGCGUGUGCAACUACAACUUCUACCUCGGCGAGAUAUCGGGCACCUGCGAGCCCUGCACGCUGUGCCCCGCCGGCAAGGGCGUGCUGUCGCACUGCGACCACGACCGCGACACGGUGUGCGAGGAGUGCGUGGAUGACACCUACUCCGACCGGGACAGCUCCCUGGACCCGUGCCUGCCCUGCACCAUCUGCGACGACGGCGUUGAGGUGGAGCUGAGCGCCUGCACGCCCUUCAGCGACUCCGUCUGCCACAAUCCUUUCCUCUCGUCCUCCAUGUCUCCCACUACUCCCCUGGACCCGUCUCCUCCCUCAAUCACAGACGGCCUCCUGCCAGAUGGCUCCAGUAGCCCGUCCCCGGGGGCAGAGACCACCACGGCCCGGCCCGGCUACCCUCGCUUCAUCGAACAGGGCUUCAACGAGAACCUCAUCCCCAUUUACUGCUCCAUCCUGGCUGCUGUGGUAGUGGGACUGGUGGCGUACAUCGUCUUCAAAAGGUGGAACAGCUGUAAGCAGAAUAAACAGCCGGCUAACAACCGCCAAGCCGCAGCAGCCAACCAGACGGUGACGCCGGAGGGGGAGAAGCUCCACAGCGACAGCGGCAUCUCUGUGGACAGCCAGAGUCUCCAAGAGCAGCAGCAUGCAGCACAAGCCCAGGUCCAGACCCAGCCACUACAACAACCAGCCCACCCCUAUGGACAGGAACAGAUUGUGGUGAGGGUGGAUGAGGGUCCUGACUCACCUUUGCCCCAGGUCUGAGGAAGAGGAGAAGCCGCUGACAGGAAGAUGGAAGGGGUGGAGGAGUGAGCUGAUCAUAGGGUUGACAUGGAAACCUGGGGGUGGGAUUGGAAUUCGAGGUGUACUUGCUGAGUUAGUUGCUUGGACACGACAAGGACAUGGUGGACAUUAUCAGCCCCUGUCACUGAGUGUGUGCACCGCUGCUGGACUCUCCUCUUGCCCCGAUGACUUUUAUUAAACAGACCGGCGCAUCAGGGGAGGACGCCAUAUCCCGACACAGAACCUGACAUUGCCAGUGUGUCUUUGACACGAUAAUCCUCCACCGUUAUUAACCCUAAAGCAAACCCUCGGACUCAAGUCUUCAAUGUUGCGGAAAUCAACACCGCCCACAAUCCAUGAAAUCCCUGUGUGUCCUGAUCCCUGUGUCCUGUCAGCUGGUGUUGACUGAUCAGUUUUAUUCGGAUGAAAUGUGUUUUAGUUGGUUACCUCAUUAGGGAAUUAACUCUUCUGUCCCCAUAAGUUCACUGCCAACUUUGACUUCUUGCUGAGCUUGUUAUUCAUCUACCACCCAUCUCUCACUCAUCCCUCACCGAAUGUUUGUUCAAAGGCAGAAGCAUUCUUGGUCCCCUCUGUUUCCAUCUGCGCUCUCUCUCUCUCUUAGAAUGUCCUCAUGGCAUCUCUCCAUUGGUACCUAUCGUAGUGUGGCCUCCGGACGAUGCUCAGCGCCUCAGUUGCACCUCCAGAAAGUCUCCCCAGACCUCAGCAGCAGCCAGUUCCCAUAUUCAGGGAUCCAUUGUUAUCCCUUCAACACUGCUCUCUGAGGGAACUGUUAAUCACUCAUCAUUCCUGUUCCUCCUGUCCUUGUAGAACUGACCACAGACCAACGUAUAUAGGGACCGGGAUGUUUGUGUUGUUGCUAAACUGUUGCUACCUUCUCCAGUUGUCACUGGCUGUGGAGGUGACUGAAAAUCGCCGGGCUAAUCAUCGUUCUGUCACUGCGGCUUGAUACACCAUCCAUCCUCCAACUUCAGAUACAUUUUGACCCUUUCUCUUCAUCCAACAUGGACAUCCAGGAUGCCGUUGGAAGAUUGAUGUUUUCAAUGUAACAGUGUAGAUGUUUCUCUCGUGUGCAUUUGAGGUGGAUCAGCAUCUCCCUCAAGGCUCCGCAAAGCUUACUCAGCAGGACAGCCCCGUAGCCCAAGGAGCUGUAGUAUGCAAUACGAGAAGCACCCUGAGACGACUGAAAAUCACUGACUCAUUGAACACAUCGUAAAGACGCGCAGUCUUCCGACUGCCAUAAAUAGAACCGUGACGUCAUCAGAGAGAGACUCUGCAGUAUCAGCUUUAGAGCUUGUUCCAGCGGAGCCUGCCGAUAGUUUGCUAGAAAUGAUAUCCAGAGCUCUAAAUAUACUGUGUGGUAGGGUAUGCCCAAGGCACUCCUCAAUCACACAUUAACCUAAUGUGAGUGGAAACAUGCAACACUCCUCAGAGACUUCCGACUCACAGAAACACACACAAACUAAAGAGUGUGCAGUGGUCCUAAUGCGUCGGCUGUAGUACAGUAAGCUGGAGGCACGGUGUGAACACGACCUCCAUCAUGGAGACUUUCCUGACAGCCAGGUAGUAAUUACCUCAGGGUUUCAGCAGGCUCAUUCAGCUUCACUCAGUCAGCCGGUCCCACAAGGACUCUUCCGUGGCACAGCGGAGACGUACGGAACGCUUUUAAAGUGGCAACCGCGUGACAUUACCAUGACCCACUCCUGAUCUGUCUGCACGAGCGGCGCCGUUUGACUGUGUCGCCGCGGUGAUCUAAAGCACGUGUACGCCCCUGGGCCAGCUCUCCCUGACCACAUGUAUACUGUAUGUGAUGUACUGUAAGUAUGGCCUCAACUCACCAGGGACCCCUUUUUGUAUCUAUCUGUAAUGGCACUCAGCAUACUGAACAUGCGGUAGGAAUUAGAUGUAGGGAAUGCAGCUUAGGCUUACUUUUACUGUACUGCUUUGCCUCUGUGGGACAUGAUCAUUAAGGCUCCCUCCACUGUGGGGACCUUGACGCUUGAAUUUAGACGUAAGCCGAUAGCAAAGGAAACAUCUAGAGAUACCUUUGUGUGUGCGUGUGUGUGUGCAUGAGAGAAAGACAGACAGAGUGCCUGUGAGAGACUGUGACAUAUCAGAGAUGGUUCAGUUCCUCACAAGCGUUGUGAGUUUUGGAGGCUUAAAUGUGUUCCAUAUCACUGAAUAGAAAACACCAAUAAACCCGGCAGUAUAUUUCCCCUGGAGGCCCCCCUCUGCCUCGGUCAUAUCCAGUGGCGUGACACACAGCAUUUCGUAUUGACAGCGCUGUGAUUCAUACAGCUCUACCAUAGUAGUCGGACCAGAAAGCAGGAUAAUACCACCCACUGACAUGAGGUAAUGUUAACAAUGACAGGUGAAUAACUCAACCUUUCGCUGUCACUGGCUGCCUCAAUGUAACACUGUGCCGUUUCACAUUCGAAAUGGAGGGGUCAAUAGUGAAUCUAUAGUUGGACUCGAACUGAUGUUGUUCCUUCACAUGCAGGUACAGUAAAGAAAGACAAUAUAAGAAUGUAAAGCUGAAUACAUAAAUAUGCAAAACAUUAAAUGCUUGAGUUGAUUUCUGCUUUUUAAUUUUUGUAUGUUUUAUAUAUUGGUUUGUAUUGUUUCUGUUAGGGUUAUUAUUCUCUUUUUUUAUCAAUAUUCUUUGUAAAGAAUUUCUUGUUUUAGCACUUACUACAAGUGAUGAGCAUAUUCAUAGAGUGUGCUAUACAAGUGCCUGCACCGUAAAACCAUGAAACAUGAGACACAUUAUAAACUAAACAUUAGGCAUUUAGAUAUGCCAAAUAUGUGUUCACACGUUAAACACAGACUUUUAUUAUAAUGAUCUGUUUCCAUUCAGUUUCCAUGCAGCACACCUUUAUCUCCUGAGCAUUCAGAUAUUACACAUAAGUGUUUACUUUGCCAUAUUCCUGUUUAGAAUGCAUUUAAAAAAUACAUGGGAGUGGCCUUAUUUACAUAAUCCCGGCAUGCUUUGUUGCAGGUUGAUUUUUAGAAUUUGUUUCAUAUAUCUAUGUUUCCUUAUACACAUGAAUUAAUUCAAAUGAAAUAUGUUAAUUUCAUUAAAAUUGAAUUACAUUUUAUUUGUCAUAUGCUUCAGUGACAACAGCUGUAGACUCAAAUUAAGCAAGCAUUUCUCUGUUAGUCUGCUCUUGGAAGCAUGUAACAAAUGUGAUUGGAUUUGAUCACAUACAAAGAAAAUGAAAACAAAUCUUAACUUGUCCAGUUGUUAAGGGCUUGUAUGGCACCUGCCACUGAAAUGGAUGUUCCAGUUUAAAUGGUUUAAAGUAGACUUGCUUGCUAAGAUCAUCACAGCAGUCAUGUUGAAUGCAACUUAUUGGUGAUAUCCUAACUCUGGCUAGAUUAGGAAAGGAAUGACUAAUCACUUCAGAAACCACCAUAUUUGUCUGAUGCUGCUCAUUAGCCAGAAGCAGACCACAAUGUUAAUACAAGUAGGAUCUCUAAAAACAUUUUGACAUGUGUAAUAUACAAUCAUACAUAUAUUCCCAAAUAAAAUACAUUCACAUAGGCAGUGAUUAGGUGUAGUGUUGAUGAAAAUAAGUUACUGAAGUAUAAAACCAUGUUUAUCCCAAAAACACCGUGAUGUGUGAUCAAAAAGCAUGCUGGUAAAUAUGCAAAUAUGGCAAUACUCCCAGCCAGUGUUGAGUGUGUUGAACCUAAGCCUUGUUUAAAAUAAUUUUUAGAGGGAAUAUAAAUGUGCUGGUGUUUACAAUCUAAACACUGUGUUGCAUCAUUGAAAUCCCAAAUGCCUUGACGUGUUUAAGAAGUUGAGAAAUGUGUAACGUCUUUAGAUAUGUGCUCAGAUCAGUUUUGCAGUGUUGCAGCGUCAGGUCAUGAUGUUUGCCGUUGUGUUGUUUAUUGUUAUUGUUGUUAUUGACAUUAUGUUCUAAUCUAUGUUUUUUUUUUUAUCUUUGUAUGGUCUCUGUUUGAUCAUUUGAGUGUUAAUGAGGUUUUCAGGAAGUACAUACUGCUAAUGCAGUUGAAAUAAGUAUAACAUCAUCCAGGUACAUGCCAUCUGCUGUGGCUCUAUUUUACCCACCAAAAUGUGCUCUGUCUGCAGUGUAAAAUUGGCAAUAUGGGGUGAGCUUGACCAGUAUAUUUGUACAUGUUCAGUUUGUUCAGAGGUUGUGGACACAUCAUGUACAUAGUUGGUGGAUUCACUGUGAUUCUCUAUGGUAAAAUCCUUACAGAAAGACCCAGUCUCCCCAGAAAGUUGAAUGUUAACUGUACUUACCUACUAAUGUAAAAUGCAUUGUGUAAAUGUGAAUUUCUUAGAGUUGUUAUAAGACAUACACUAUAAAAUUAAAAUAAAGCAAAGCUAAUUGAAAC